Molecule: messenger RNA, 1296 nt
Organism: Ascochyta rabiei
Lineage: Eukaryota; Fungi; Ascomycota; Dothideomycetes; Pleosporales; Didymellaceae
Exons: 1
Coding region: 1-1296 (431 amino acids)
Source: RefSeq, a predicted model, not a curated record
AUGGCCACUUACAUAGACCUUCCCCAUAUUUCCAUAGUGUGGACGAAAACGAGCCAACAUCUAGGCUACGUUAUCGGCGCUCCUAGCACCCAAGUAUCUACCCCGAGGCCGCACAAUGCUGCGAUAUUUGUUCUGCACAGCACUGAGCCAGCCAGGUUCAUGAUGGCGGAUGAGGUUGCCCUUGGCCUAUCUCAGGUCACGAAAGACAGGCGACGGCAGCUCGUCAGACACAAGACAAUCUCUAGCCACAGACCUUCUCCUCCUCUUUCUAUCCCUCGACGCCUAUCUUCUGUUACACCGAAGCUGGGGCGGAGGCCUUUGUCCACCAUCAAUGAAGAUCGAGCACCCUCAUUGAAAAGUGAUAGUUCGGACAGCCUCAAACUUAUACCAGCCUUACCACACCAGCCGUCCACAUGGACUUACUCUUCAGAGCACCUCAUAUACAUUAGCCCAAGUCGUCAACUGCAAGAAUUUCAGUCUGUGAGCUAUGGUUCGGUAGACGAAGAGAACAAAGUCGACAAAGCCUAUUACUGGUCGACGCCGAGGGUGUACAGAACACAGAGCCAAUGGACAACACCGUCAGAUUACUACGUGCCGAGCGGAACUCCUGAGACCCAAGAGCCAACGACCGUCGAGACGAGUGCAGCAUCCGUCCUCGAUAUCGAAGAUCUGCCAGAAUCUGCGGAACAUCCGGUGCCCAUCGACUGUGGCCUGUCAAGAGACGCAAUCGCCGAUCUGUUCCACAGAGUCGAGGAGUACGAGCGGGAACAUUCAGACGACACCCAAGACGCUGGUACGAUCUGGGUCCGUGUUAGCGAAGCUGGUCAGGGCUUGACCAAGACGUUGAAGACGAUGGGUUCGUUACGUAGGAGGCCAACCUUUGAAGUACGCCUGGAAAUGGGCCUAGCUGACAGACCUAAAACGCCUUCUGGUACCGUAUCGACUCAACCUCAGGUCAAGAUCUACGAGAAGCCAACACGGAUGAAGAGGCUGAGCAUCACGGUAGGCGAUUGCUGGAAGCGGUUCAGGAAUCGGUCGGGAGACACGGGCACGGAGUUGCAGGCCAGCCACAACGUUGUCGAUGCCCCUGUUAUGAACGGAUCAAUCUUUUCCUUCAGCUUGGACGAAAAUCCCACGACACGACCUCAGAUCGAUAGAAAAGAUCCUCUACUGGCUCCAGAUUUGGCAAGGAAAAGUGGUGGCACAAUUCCCAGGCCAGUAAGGAAGGAUAGUAAGCGCUCUGUCAGCGAGCAGUUGAGAAGACGUAAGUCGAGCUUGUUUCUGGAUGUUGAUUGA